Messenger RNA from Talaromyces rugulosus, 1752 nucleotides. RefSeq lists its product as uncharacterized. NCBI's taxonomy places the organism in Eukaryota, Fungi, Ascomycota, Eurotiomycetes, Eurotiales, Trichocomaceae. The transcript has a single exon. The record is from RefSeq and is a predicted model, not a curated record. The coding region runs from base 1 to 1752 and encodes 583 amino acids.
AUGGUAGCAGCAAGUGUGAUCAACACUCGGGAGAUGAAGUAUACUGGGGUGGGUAUCGCAGCCCUGAAAUCUGGCAAUCUUCAUCCUUUUACAGAUGUCAAUACCCCCAAUGGUAAUAUCAGCGACAACGCACUUUUCUCCAAUCGCGUUUGGAGCCAAAGACAGAGAGAUGCUCACCCUCCACGUUUUACGGAUGCACUGCGCCAUAAUAUUGGCAAUUAUCCUCUCACCUCUGAGCUUGCCUCGUGGGUCGCUGAAGCUCUGGUCAAGUACCAGCCCACUGACGAGGUCCUGGAGCUGGUUAGACCAUUUGCGUCCAAGUUUCAUGCACAUCUUGAAAAGGAGAGGGCCAAUAGCACAGGUUUUCAUGAUCUGAACCUUGUCGAAUUAGCGUAUCAAGUCAGUCUUGAAGUUGGUGGUGCUCUGUUGCUUGCUGCCUCAGCAAACGGAGACCCUGUCGACUUGCAAGUCGAGUUUCAUUCAUCGCGAGCCGCUCGGGAUGACCACUUUGCCCCGUGGGGGAAACUACUUACAGGACUAGAAUGUGAUCCCCCAAUAAUCGCUCAAUUCCCAUUUUAUCUCAUGAUGUGCCAGUCGUUCGGCUUAGAGAGUGAUUCAUCCCAAGAGGAUUAUGUCUACUCAGCCCUGACCGGGGUCGACUGGGCCAGGGGUAAAAACGUUUUCAGCGAGCGAUUUGCCACUUUUGAGAAACGAGCAAUUGCAGCUGUUCCCAAACUUGAUGACAGACUGUCGGGAAAAGACCGAUCCUUUUGGCGUAUUUCUCUUGCCUACCUUGGUGCCAUGAAUGAUUGCGAGAACGCCCGAAAAUUCACAACGCCCAGGAAAUCGGCUAUCAAUCACGAUCUUGACGAUAACCUUGUCAUGGCUAUACGCGGUUUUGAUACGAUCGGAUCGGCUUAUAUGUGCAGUGACGGCGCUGCCUUUUUAGACAAUGCCGGAAUGGAUUCCCUUAUCGGAUCGGCGCUGCCAAACGAUGUCAUGGAUCUUCACACAGAUAUCAAGACUGGAGAGACGCGUAACUUGCUACGAUUGUUAUAUCCUGAUGGCCUCAGUAUUGAUGAGUCUCUGCAGACCAUGUCGACCAUUUUCUCCGGCAUGCUUUGCGAGCUCUUUCGCGGGCACAAGCGAAUCCGUUUUGAGAACAGGGAGGAUGGACGAAUUGCCGCGACGUCGCCUCCAUAUAGCUUCUGCCGAGCCCGCCAUCGCCGUAUAUUUGAGACCUUGGAGACAUAUACCAGCCGUUACCCGUUAUUCUGGGUUUGGACAAUGGAGAUUUACCGCCGUGCCAGGGCACAAGUCACCGAAGCUGGUUUGAAUGAGCUCCUUAUUGAUGCCCUUAAGAGAGCUCGCACUCGGGAGGCACUUCCAGACUCCCCUUCGAACAAAUUUUAUGACAUCUAUUUUGACAUGAUUGACAAUGGGACGGCCCAGAUGCAGGAGAAGAAGCCGCUCGGGGUAGAUGAGAAAGUAGCACAAGUUAUCCGCGACCUGCACAGUCUGUGGCAUGACCAGCUCCUUGCCGAGAACAAGGAGCCAGGCUGGGGUAGGAAAUUCGACAACAAGUCUGAUGCUCUGCUAGGUGAGGCCGGCAAUAUCCUCGGAGAGAAGGGUGACAUUUCGAAGGAAGUGUACAGAUUCGCCAUUGCCUAUGGAAGGCUGAGCAUGGGCUUGCCAUAUAUUGCUUACCACACUGUUGAUGCUAUUAUCAUGACUUUUGGAAUUGAUAUGUAG